Molecule: messenger RNA, 858 nt
Organism: Echinops telfairi (small Madagascar hedgehog)
Lineage: Eukaryota; Metazoa; Chordata; Mammalia; Afrosoricida; Tenrecidae
Gene: PSMD10
Product: proteasome 26S subunit, non-ATPase 10
Exons: 5
Coding region: 22-702 (226 amino acids)
Molecular function (GO): fatty-acyl-CoA binding; protein binding
Source: RefSeq, a predicted model, not a curated record
AGAGCUCUUGAGGAAAGCGAAAUGGAGGGGUGUGUGUCUAACCUGACGGUUUGCAACUUGGCCUACAAUGGGAAGCUGGAGGAGUUGAAGGAGAGCAUCUUAGCCGAUAAAUCCCUGGCUACUAGAGCGGACCAGGACAACAGAACACCGUUGCACUGGGCAUGUUCCGCGGGACAUACCGAAAUAGUUGAAUUCUUGCUGCAACUUGGAGUGCCAGUGAAUGAUAAAGAUGAUGCAGGGUGGUCUCCUCUUCAUAUUGCUGCUUCUGCUGGCCGGGACGAGAUUGUCAAGGCCCUUCUGGGCAAAGGUGCUCAAGUGAAUGCUGUCAAUCAAAAUGGCUGCACUCCCCUGCAUUACGCAGCUUCCAAAAACAGGCAUGAGAUUGCUGUCAUGUUAUUAGAAGGUGGGGCUAAUCCAGAUGCUAAGGACCAUUUUGAGGCUACAGCAUUGCACCGGGCAGCAGCCAAGGGUAACUUGAAGAUGAUUCAUAUCCUUCUGUACUACAAAGCAUCCACAAAUAUCCAAGACACUGAGGGUAACACUCCUCUACACUUAGCCUGUGAUGAGGAGAGAGUUGAAGAAGCGAAGCUGCUGGUGUCCCAUGGAGCAAGUAUUUACAUUGAGAAUAAAGAAGAAAAGACACCCCUGCAAGUGGCCAAAGGCGGCUUGGGCUUGAUACUCAAGAGAAUGGUGGAAGGUUAAGCAGCCUGGAUUUUUUUCUAGUCAUUUUAUUGGGGGCUCUUGAACAGCUCUUAUAACAGUCUAUACACCAAUUGUACAAAUGUUACUAUUAUCAUUUUCUGUUUGAGCCAUUGGUAUUAGCUCCUCUUUUUCCCUCCUAUCCUUAUGAACCCUUGA